CGUCCUGUCCAUCUGUUCUGUUAACACUGUCAUUCGGUAAUUGCAGCGAUGGCCUGUUUUGCGGUUUAUCUGGCACUCAUUUCAGUUGUAGCAGUGAGUAUAAAGGCGACGGCCAUCCCACGGGAUGCGGAGUCACUUGUGGCUCUGAAACAGAGCUUCGCUGCCUUUCCCCUCGACGACUGGCUCCAAGGGAACCUCUCCAACUUCUGUAAUUGGACGGGCGUCACCUGUGACCACUCCAACCAGAACGUAAUCGCCCUCAAUCUGCAAAAUAAGGCCAUAUUUGGCUCAUUCCCAGUUAACAUCCCCACCUUUAGCCGUCUCACUACACUGAAUCUUUCCUCUAAUUUUAUAACUGGCCAAAUUCCAUCCUCUGCUUUCGCGUCUUGCUCUGCUCUCGCUUUUCUUGAUCUGAACCGCAACAAUCUCACCGGCACUCUUCCGUUAUCUCUCUCCAACUGUACGGCCCUUAAAAUCCUCGACUUGUCCGUUAACAAGCUAACCGGCCCUGUACCUUACAGCCUCUCGAAGCUAUCGAAGUUAGAGCAGCUCAACUUCCGUGAUAACAAUUUCACAGGCCUAAUUCCUGAUUCUCUAUCAAACUGUACCAAUUUGGUAUCGCUAGAUCUAUGUUUUAACCUCUUUAUCAAUGGAACCAUACCCAAAGGGCUUGGCCUUCUCACCCGACUGCAAAACCUGGGUCUAACCGGUAACUCUCUCUCUGGUCUGUUAUCCGCGACCGUUAUCUCCAAUCUGACUCAACUCCGGAUAUUGAAGGUGGGACAAAGCAAUAUGACCGGCCCGAUUCCUUCAUGGCUCGGCCAAAUGCCAUUCCUGGAACAGAUAUGGAUGGGAUCAAGUCUAUACGAGGGGAACAUUCCUUCUUCGCUCGGGAACAUAUCGUCUCUCUCCCUUUUAGCCCUCUACGAUUCCUCCCUCUCCGGUAAUAUUCCCAAAUCACUCGGCCAACUUUCCCGCCUAACCCAAUUGAGCAUCUCAUAUAAUUAUCUCACAGGCUCCCUUCCGGCAGAGCUGGGGAAUCUUACAAUUUUACAGCUUGCACGAAUGAGGGGAAAUUCGUUAAGCGGAAGUAUUCCGAUCCAGUUUGGCCGAUUCAAAUUCCUUCAACGAUUUCAAGCGGAAUAUAAUAACUUCAGUGGAAGGAUUCCAACGGAGCUGAGCAACUGUUCGGCCUUGGGUCUUCUCAAACUCAAUGGCAAUCAGCUAAGCGGAAGCAUACCCCCACAGCUGGGUCGCUUACGCCUCCUAGCGGAACUCAAUUUGGAGCAAAAUCAAUUGUCGGGAACGAUACCGGAAUCGCUUUCAAACUGCACCGAUCUUCAGGGUCUGUCCCUCGGCUACAAUCUGCUACACGGUAACAUUCCUCCUGCUGUUGCAAGCCUGCGGAAUAUAGUUCUUUCAUUUUCAAUGCCCCGUAAUCUACUCGCUGGAAAAAUUCCAGCAGAAAUAGGGGGUAUGAAAUUUGUUACUGUGAUUGACCUGGCCGGCAAUCAUUUAGGCGGCGAGAUCCCGACGAGCCUUGGAAACUGCGUGGAGCUGCUGCAACUGAACCUUUCAAACAAUCGAUUUAGUGGUCAAAUUCCGCAAACAUUGGGCACACUUAUUACUCUUACGAACUUGGAUCUCUCUCUCAACAAUUUAUCUGGUCCCAUACCAAGUUACCUUGGCGACAUGGCAACUCUCCUGUUUCUGAAUCUUUCUUAUAACCAUCUCUCUGGUCCUAUUCCCAACCGAGGUGUGUUCAGAAAUCGUUCAGCCAGCUCUUUCAUUGGGAAUUCUGAUCUGUGCAGUCUAGAAUGCCCGAAACCAUCAGCUCAAUCCUCCAGCGGUCUCUCGAAAUUAUCCAAGUUCCUUAUUAUCUUGGGAUCGUUUGCUUUUGGAGCUGUUGUUCUAACAGCCAUGGUGUACUUGUAUGUGCACAGGAGAAAAGAGAGUGCUUCAGACACCAAUUAUCGGUACCCAGGACAGAAGGAUUUGGCCUUGGUCAAAUUAAAUCACAACGAGUUGUUCCAUGCGACUACUGGUUUCAACCAUAAAAAUAUAAUCGGUUCAGGUAGAAUGGCAACCGUGUAUAGUGGGAAGCUAAAUCUAUCAGGCAGUGAACAAGAUGUAGCUGUGAAGAGAUUCAAGGAGGAAAUUGACGGCAGUGUUGCAGUGAGCGAGAGCCUGAUUGCUGAAAUCCGAGCACUGGCCACAACAAGACACCGUAAUUUAAUUCGCUUGUUGGGCUACUGUUUGGCGUCAAAGAGCAUUGCUUUAGUUAUGGAGAUGAUGCCGAAUGGAACCUUGGCAUCACACAUUCAAGAAAAGACGCUAACCUGGAGCAUAUGCUUGAGAAUUGCACGGGGCGUGGCUCAGGGUUUGAAGUACCUUCAUUAUGAAUGUCCGCAGCCAAUUUUACACUGCGAUUUGAAACCGUCCAACAUCUUGCUCGACAUGGACUUGGAGCCCGGGAUUGCUGAUUUCGGAAUUUCAAGAAUUCUGAAACACGAUGACUUGAGCCGUGGAUUUAGCACUUCCAAUUUGCAAGGAUCCAUUGGUUACAUGCCACCAGAGUAUGCAUUAAGUGGGAGAAUGACAGCGAAAGGAGACGUGUACAGCUAUGGAAUUGUGAUUUUAGAAAUGGUCUCAGGACACAAUCCAACGUCCGAGAUGUUUAGUGAGGAAAACCCGCUUCCAAAGUGGGCACUGGGGACUUCCGUGAAUGGCACGACAUUUCAAGUAAUUGCUCCUCAUCUUCACAAGCUUGAAGACGAGGCAGAAGACAGGGAGCAAGAAAUGAUUAAUAUGGUGCACUUGGGAUUGGCCUGCACCUCGCCCAGACCUGAAAAUCGCCCAACAAUGAAUGAGGUAGUUAGAAUUCUGGACAGAAUCUCGGAUGCCAAUACAACAACUACACUUCCUUCGAUCAUGAAGCUGAUUGAAUCAGCUCACUAGGUUGGUUAUUAAGUUUCGCUAAUCUCAAUGCGAAAUUGUUUUGUGAUGUAAUUGUGUUCACCCUAUAGUUAAGACUAGCACUUAGGAGUUGUAAUAGAUGUCAAGUUGAAGAAUAUUUUUGAUAAUAUUUAGCCGAUAGGCUAUAUUAGAUAGGCUUUUCCUAAAACCUGUCUCGCUCUGGAAUUCUGUCUUCCAUCCGGAUUCAUGUUGUCUGAAGAUUGAUCGAACAACUAUCAAAACAGCUUUCGAGUGAUCUGAAAAUCUGACACUCUGAAAACAAAAUGUUGACUCGGCAUUUAAUUUA
Cryptomeria japonica (Japanese cedar) is the source of this 3262-nucleotide messenger RNA. Its product is annotated as probable leucine-rich repeat receptor-like protein kinase At5g63930. The transcript is spliced from 2 exons. The record is from RefSeq and is a predicted model, not a curated record. The coding region runs from base 49 to 2958 and encodes 969 amino acids. NCBI's taxonomy places the organism in Eukaryota, Viridiplantae, Streptophyta, Pinopsida, Cupressales, Cupressaceae. Gene Ontology annotation, molecular function: protein kinase activity; ATP binding; receptor serine/threonine kinase binding. Gene Ontology annotation, biological process: protein phosphorylation.